Molecule: messenger RNA, 1359 nt
Organism: Moneuplotes crassus
Lineage: Eukaryota; Ciliophora; Spirotrichea; Euplotida; Euplotidae
Source: the annotation of a GenBank genome assembly
AACGAAAAAUGCUUGACUACAAUAACGAUAGUGGAAAUUGGAAAUAUGGACAAUGUAUUGAGGAAAUGAAAUCACCUUCACCUAACAAACUGGAGCAAUAUGUAGAAGACUCUUUCUACGAACUUAUGAAGAGCCAUAAGUUUCAAAGCUCUAACUUAAAAGACAGAAGGAAUGGAGCAUCGAAGGUUGCUCUUAACUCGUAUAACAGCAGUUCUAUGUCAAGGAAUUAAGGAAUUUCAGACAUCUAAAAAGAGUUCAAUGAAUCGAUAUAUAGCCAAAUCAUCUAGCAACUUACCUAAUCUCCCAAGGACACAGGUCAAGAGGCCGAGUGUGAGCCAUGAGGUUAAUAAGAAUAUUGACAGGAGGAUUGAGAAAUAAAAAUCUAAGCCAAAAUUUUAACAACAGAAAUACAGCUAUGAGUGCUUAUAAACUUAGUAGCUUGAUCAAGAAGUAUAAUCCCAGAGAUUUCCAAUUUGAUAUAGAUAAUUAUAACAGAACUGAGCUCGAUUUGUCAGAUCUUGAGGAAAAAUAGCCAAAUUAAGAAGGAUAUUGAUGCUCUGAGGCUUAACGAGAGGGCAGGUAGAAGACCUCAGAAUAUAUAUGGGGCUGAUCCUAGUUUCACAUUUAACAAGCUAUCCAAUACAUUUGAAAACACCUCAAGGAAUUCUAAGUCAAAGUUGAGUCGAAUGUCAUCAAAUUCUACAAAAUGCUCUCUGCAUUUUAAAACUGUCACUAGAGAGAAAUGCAAGAAGAGGGCAUAUUUUGAUUGGAAUAACCAGCCAAGUCUGUUGAUUAACCAAAAUGAAAUUAAAACAGACAAAGCGACUACAUCUCAUACAACUCUGCCGGAAUCAGGAAAGACUCAUAGAGGCCCGAGAGAGGAGAGCACCAAGGAUUGGUACUCAAACCGAGUGGAGUCAUCAAAAUUUGUUGUCAGCAGUUCCUCAGAGGAUAAGCUCAAGACUCCAUUUGAAAGAAGGCAAGAGCUUGAGCUUACAAAACAGAAAAUGGGAAAGAUCAAGCAAAUCUCUCAGGAAUUAGGCUACAAUCAGAAAAAGAACCGUGUGCUGAUGAAUGAAUACCGUUCAGGAAUUCUAGGUGUUGAUGACCCUAUAAAUGGCAAAUCAGCUUUGUACAGAUCUCAAAAUGAGGCUCUACAACAGAGCAAGAUUAGAUCUCAGAAUCACCUCACUCGAAGACAGAAGGUGCUUAAUAAAAACUAUGGAGUCUCUGAGCAAAUCGAGUUCUGCGCUGGUAAUAUGGAGAAAAGGAAAGAUAAGAUGCAUCAUGAGAUCUCACCUUUCUGGUCACGAAAGAAAAGAGUGGUACACUAAUUUUUCAAUAAUAGCCAAUACUAAA